This is a messenger RNA of Gekko japonicus, 1329 nucleotides long. Its product is annotated as zinc finger protein 135-like. Gene Ontology annotation, molecular function: DNA-binding transcription factor activity; RNA polymerase II cis-regulatory region sequence-specific DNA binding. The transcript has a single exon. The record is from RefSeq and is a predicted model, not a curated record. The annotation marks the transcript as partial. Lineage: Eukaryota; Metazoa; Chordata; Lepidosauria; Squamata; Gekkonidae. Gene Ontology annotation, biological process: regulation of transcription by RNA polymerase II.
AGAAAGAAAUUCAGUCAGAGCAGCAAUCUUCAAAAGCAUAGAAGAAUCCACACAGGGGACAAACCUUUUGAAUAUUCAGAGUGUGGAAAGAGAUUCAGUCAGAGUAGCCAACUUCAAGAGCAUAAAAGCACCCACACAAGGGAGAAACCUUUUGAGUGCUCAGAGUGUGGAAAGAGAUUCAGUCAGAGUGGCAAUCUUCAAGUACAUAAAAGAAUCCACACAGGGGAGAAACCGUUUGAAUGCUCAGAUUGUCAAAAGAGAUUCACUACACAUAGCCAUUUAAAAUAUCAUCAAAGAACCCACACAGGGGAGAAACCUUUUGAAUGUUCACAAUGUGGAAAGAGAUUCAGUCAAAGUAGCCAUCUUCAAGAUCAUAAAAGAACCCACACAGGGGAGAAACCUUUUGAAUGCUCAGAGUGUGGAAAGAGAUUCAAUCAGAGUAGACAUCUUCAAGAGCAUAAAAGAACCCAUACAAGGGAAAAACCUUUUGAAUGCGCAGAGUGUGGGAAGAGCUUCAGUACAAUUCGUUACCUUCAAUAUCAUCAAAGAACCCACACAGGAGAUAAACCAUUUGAAUGCUCAGAGUGUGGAAAGAGAUGCAGCGGGAGUAGUAGUCUUCAGUACCAUGAAAGAACCCACACAGGGGAGAAACCGUUUGAAUGCUCAGAGUGUGGAAAGAGAUUCAGUGGGAGUAGUAGUCUUCAGUAUCAUGAAAGAACCCACACAGGGGAGAAACCGUUUGAAUGCUCAGAGUGUGGAAAGAGAUUUAUUCAGAGUGUCAGACUUCAGUAUCAUCAAAGAUCCCACACAGGGGACAGACCUUUUGAAUGUUCAGAAUGUGGAAAGAGAUUCAGUCAGAGUAGCAGUCUUCAAGAGCAUAAAAUAACCCAUACAAGGGAGAAACCUUUUGAAUGCCCAGACUGUGGAAAGAGAUUCAGUAUGAGUCGCUAUCUUCAAUAUCAUCAAAGAAUACACACAGGGGAGAAGCCUUUUGAAUGCUCACAUUGUGGGAAGAGAUUCAGUCAGAGUGGCAGUCUUCAAUAUCAUCUAAGAACUCACACAGGGGAGAAACCUUUUGAAUGCUCAGAGUGUGGAAAGAGAUUCAGUUGGGGUAGCCAUCUUAAAGAACAUAAGAGAAUCCACACAGGGGUGAAACCUUUUGAAUGCUCACAGUGUGGGAAGAGAUUCUGUCAGAGUAGUACUCUUCAGCUGCAUAAAAGAACCCACACAGGGGAGAAACCUUUUGAAUGCUUAGUGUGUGGAAAGAGAUUCAUUGACAAUUCUACUCUUCAACGGCAUCACAGAACUCAUACAGGGGAGAAACCUUUU